Messenger RNA from Rhodamnia argentea, 467 nucleotides. RefSeq lists its product as uncharacterized. Bases 44 to 292 code for a protein of 82 amino acids. NCBI's taxonomy places the organism in Eukaryota, Viridiplantae, Streptophyta, Magnoliopsida, Myrtales, Myrtaceae. The transcript has 2 exons. The record is from RefSeq and is a predicted model, not a curated record.
AGCGUUUGAACUUCCACUAGGUAUUUUGUGUGACAAAUUCACCAUGGAUCCUUCAACCGGCAGGGGAAUCGACGGCAAAAAUGCAUUGGGAGCGGAGCAAGUAAGCGUAGUGAACACAAUUGAUUAUUGUUCAUCGGCGGGGCAAGGCCAAGAACAAAGGGAUGUGCAAAUAACCCACCAACCCCAUCCCAAGGGCGACAAUCCCACGUCAAGCGGAGGCUUACUGGCCGAAGCUGCCGCUUUAGUUGUGUCUACCCUUGAAUCCGCUAAGGAUGUCAUCGCUGGGAAAUGAAGCCAAUCGUUGGAUUAUUGGAUGUAGAAGAUGGAUAGUUUCUUCUCCUUAACAAAAGUUUCUAUUUCUUGAGAAUCAAUUCUAAGAUGCUGUUGGUCCCCCCUAGAGUGUCUGGAAUCAAUUCCUUGUACUGAAUUCAGGAUAUUUUCCUAUCAGUUUAUUGCUCUCUCAUGAU